Messenger RNA from Monopterus albus (swamp eel), 1851 nucleotides. It is a transcript of the gene mos, whose product is annotated as v-mos Moloney murine sarcoma viral oncogene homolog. The transcript is spliced from 2 exons. Gene Ontology annotation, molecular function: ATP binding; protein serine/threonine kinase activity. The record is from RefSeq and is a predicted model, not a curated record. NCBI's taxonomy places the organism in Eukaryota, Metazoa, Chordata, Actinopteri, Synbranchiformes, Synbranchidae. Bases 300 to 1316 code for a protein of 338 amino acids. Gene Ontology annotation, biological process: protein phosphorylation.
GCUGGAACAUCUCGUUUAUUCAUCCGUGAACGUCACAUCUGUGAGGAUCCUUCAAACUUUACUGCAGUGAAACAAAGACUGGCUGAGCAAACUGUUACAGACAUAAGCGGGACCAGAGUGCUGUUUGGGUUUCUGGGGGUAACGGUGACGAGGACUGGAGACACAAGGAGGCAGUAAGGCGUCACCAGGAUGCCAACUGUCGUAACACGCCAAGGAAGUAGUAGAAGAAGACGACGACGACAAGGUGCCGUUUAUUCAGUGGCCGGCUUCAGGUUGCACAGACGCUCCACCAGCGCACAAUGCCGUCUCCGAUCCCUGCGACCCGGCUCCUGCCCAGUCAUGUCUGCCCCUCUCUGGACAUCGGGACCUGCAGCAGCCCGCUGACCAAGCACUCCCACGGCUCCACCUUACAGGUUCCCGUUCAGCGGUUCCACGGCAGAGUGGCCAGCCGGCUCUGGUCCACUGUGAUCCAGUGGAAGGAGCUGCGCUCCGUGCAGCCCGUGGGCUCCGGAGGGUUCGGCUCCGUCUACAAGGCGGAGUACUUCGGGGAGACCGUCGCGCUCAAGAAGGUCAAGAAGUGCGCCAAGAACAAGCUGGCGUCCCGCCAGAGCUUCUGGGCCGAGCUGAACGCAGCACACCUGCGCCACAGGAACAUCGUGCGCAUCAUCGCAGCUACCACCUGCGUGCCGGCGGACUUCGGAGACGAAAGCAGCAUCGGAACGAUACUGAUGGAGUUUGUGGGGAGCAGAAGCCUGCAACAGAUUAUCUACGGAGGUGCGGAGCUGCUGGCGGAGGACAGGUGGCUCAGAUACGCCACAGACAUUGUGCACGGUUUGCAUUUCCUGCACUCAAACGGCGUUGUGCACCUGGACAUAAAACCAGCCAACGUGCUGGUGUCUGCUGAGGAGCUCUGUAAGAUCGCAGACUUCGGUUGUUCCCUGAAACUGAACCAGGGCUGCGAGGUGAGCGCGCUCAGCCCCCACCUGAGCCACGUAGGCGGCACGUACACGCACAGAGCCCCGGAGCUGCUGAAGGGCGAGGGGGUGUCUCCCAAAGUGGACAUCUUCUCUUUCGGGAUCACGUUUUGGCAGCUGAUCACCAGAGAGCAGCCCUACUCUGGCGACAGGCAGCACGUGCUUUACGCGGUGGUGGCGCACAACCUGCGGCCGCCUGUUCACGGCCACCCGGUGUUCCGGUCGGAGACGGGACGGCAGUGUAGGACUCUGCUGGGCCACUGCUGGAGUGGGGAGGCCCGCAGCAGACCAAGUGCUGAGGAGCUGCUCCCUCACCUGGAGCAGCUGCGCUCCCGGAAAUGAGCGUGUUUAGCUCCGGUUGUUUAAUGUGCUCAAAUAAACCCAACCCCGGCUACUGACCCGGAACAGUUACUGGCUGGGGGGGGUACAUUAUUAGUGUCCUGAGAAAAAGGCAGACGACUCAUUUUAACUCACCGAAUCCAGAUGUUGUGAAUUCACUCUUAUUUGCUCUGAUGGGAUUUUAAUGAUUUACAUGAGAUGUGGUUUUAUUAAAAUUAUUUUUAUAUUAUAUGUGUAAUAAAAAUGGGUUAUCGUUUCACUCUUAGUGAGGUAUGUCAUGUGUUCUUGGUCCUCAGGCUGAUACUGAUAUUUACUGAUGGGUUCGUCUCCGUGUCAUAUUGUAGAAGAACAUUUAGGAGAACCACCGUAAAGCUGUGCUCUGCUUGAUUUGAAACCACAGGUAAAUUAAAAUGUUAGUCAAUAUUAAAAUACACAAAGGGGAAGGCCCUGCUGAUCUGUGGCAUACUGGACUGGCCCUGCGUCACCUCUGUACAGAUGAUGUAAGGAUCUUCACAUCAGGUCACUCUAAAAUGUGUUG